CUUAAUUUUUCCCUGUAAUGCUACUGUCGGUCAUUCCUUUUUGGGUAGUUGAGCCGAUGCUUAUGGACUAUGCAAAGCCUGCAAGUAAGAGGAUUGGCGACACACGACACUGCCAAGUUGCGCCCAGCGCUGUGCGAUUACAUGUUUGUACUUAUAACCAAUACAAUUGUCGAGCCUCAUUCCGUCCCGCGGCUCAUAGGCCAGAAAGCUCCGCGGAAGGCUUCAUUGCGGAGUACGACUUGGCAGGCAUUCAGCUUGAGCCGCGUGCCCGGGCACAACUGCGCGCCUGGUACCUAGAAGAGCUUCGGCGCGGUCCCGAGGCAUGCGGUCAUGGCAUCGAUAGCAGUGCCGCCGCAGCCUCCUCCUCCUCGCCCUCCUCCACCGCCAGCAAGGACCUCCCCCCGCUGCCCCGAACCCGCCCCGGUAAACCCCGCCUCACCCUGCUAUGGGACCUGGAGUCCGUGAGGCCCUUCACGCAGCAGCAGCAACCGCCCCUGCUGAACCCUCUUAGCUUCCCAGCACCCGGAAACAGUGCAGACAGGCAACAACAGCAAUCGCACCCUCAGCAGCAGGAGCAGCAGCCCGCUUCUUCCUCCGCCUCACGUGCACGGGGACCAUCCCGUCUGGCAGCAGCAGGGCUCGCGGGUGCCGACCUCAUCGGCGCUCUGGACCGCCUCUGCCUCACGCUGCAACAGUACGGCAGCCUUCAUGCCGUACACCUGCUGGCGCGGGAGGCCAGCCUGCGCAAGUCGCCUGCGCUGCGGCGGCAGGUAGCGCAGCUGCGGACAUGGGUAGUGGGACCACAUGAGGAGGCGGCGGAGGAGGAGGAGCAUGAGAAGGAGCAUGAGAGGGAGGGGAUGUCACAACAACGGCAGCCGCAGCCGCAGCAGCAGCGACAGUCCCAGCUGAAGUCCGAAUCCGACCUCGUUCACGAUUGCCCCAUGUGUCGCUCUGCCUACUCCAGCCGCCGGGCGCUGCUACGGCACUUCACUGCCGUACAUCAGGCCCCGCUGCUGGCAGCCACCGCGAGUGACCCGCGGGUCUUUAUCAUGUGGACCCGCGGGCGGCCGGUUAGCCUGCCGUUGCCAUGUGCACCGCUGGGGGACGAGCAGGGGGCAGGGAGGAGGGGGAGGGAAGCGGAGGGACCGGGCAGAGCUCUGGAGGGUCGUGGGGCCGCAGGGGCGACGGUGACAGGGGGUGGUGCUGUUAGGGGGGUCUUGCAGGAGGACUCUGAGGAGGGGGAGGUUGGACCCGAUCAGGAGCCGCGUGUGCGGGUUAGCCCCCAGGAGUUUGUUUUCGCCCGGGAGCAGCUGAUGCGCGGUCGCCACCUGGAGCCGCUGCUCACCACCGCCGCCCUAGCAGCAGCAGCAGCAGCACCCGCAACAACAACAACAACAACAACAACACCUGUCCUGACGAUCACCACGCUAACCAACUCCAACGAACGGCAACGGCAACCGCCGGGGACAUGGGCAGCUCAGGGCAGACCCCGCAGCAGCAGCACCACCACCACCUCCAGCAGCAGCAGCAGCGAGGUGCUGGCCCCG
Molecule: messenger RNA, 1547 nt
Organism: Astrephomene gubernaculifera
Lineage: Eukaryota; Viridiplantae; Chlorophyta; Chlorophyceae; Chlamydomonadales; Astrephomenaceae
Source: the annotation of a GenBank genome assembly